AUGACAAAAAAAAAAAAAAAUUCAUUUCUUACUAAAGAUGAUUAUAAUGGUUUUAGUAGCAGUUGUAGUAGUGAUGUAAGUAAUAAUUUGGAGCCUUAUACAAAAGAAAUAUUCGUCAAUUUUGAACAGUUAAGGAAUGCUGAUAGUAAGAAAAAGGAGAUUAUAACAACUUUCCAACGUAUGAACCAAGAGGGUGGAAAAGAAUGUGUUGAGAAAUGUGGAGAUCAAAAUGAAAGUCUCCAAGAUGGUAAACCCCAAAAUUGUGAUACCCUGAACUGUGUCCAAUCCAAUUGUAAGGAAUCUUAUCAUUACACAGAAAUUUCGAAUGUGGAAAAACAACUGUCUAACGAUAGGGGAAAAAGAAAUAAAAAAGUAACCAACUUAAAUUAUAUAGUGCACUAUAACCGAUAUAAACCGACAAGGACAGUUCCUGUAUUUAACAAAAAUAAAAGCAGCGUUCCAUUUGUGAAAAGAAAUAAAAAUCAAUAUGUAAAUUGUAAUUUUAGGUAUUAUGUAAAAGAUAAAAAUUAUUUAACCCAAAACAUAGAUGAUAAUAUAAAAUGGGAACAAAUAGAAAAAGUAGAUUAUAUAAUAUUUGACAAUACCCCAUUGUCUUGUCCAAUAUGUCUAGAAGAUAAUAUAAUAUCUCCAAGAAUUACAAAGUGUAGACACAUAUUUUGUUUUUUUUGUAUUCUGAAAUAUUUUAUUGAUGAAGAAAAAAGAAUAUGGAAAAAAUGUCCCAUCUGUUUUGAAAUAAUAAAUGAAAAUGAUUUAAGAUUAGUAAAAUUUCAUUAUGUAAAAAAUUAUAAUAUUAAUGAUAGUAUAAAUAUGUGUCUACUAUAUACAGAAAAUAAAAAAAUAAAUUUAAAGUCAGAUAGAUUAUAUUUCAAUAACAGCUUUAAAAUAACGAAUAAAAAUUUUGUCAAAAAUAGUAAAAUGGUUGAUUAUAAGUACGUUGUUAAUAUAGAUUACAUGAACAAAAAUUUAACUACUUUUAGCCAAAAUCAUUCAAACAAAAUUUUAAAAUUAAAUUUAAAUUUAGGUAUUCAAUUUGCCAAACUUUUCUAUAUAUAUAAUCCACUCGCAAUAUGGAUAAAAGAUUUAACUAUUUUUAAUUUCAUUUUAACCAAUAAAAAAAUGCAUAUGCAUGCAUCAGAUCAAAAUGUUAUUGAAAAAGCCAUAUCAGAUAUUAAACUAAAAAUCUCUCAAUAUUUAAACAUCCCCAUUGAAAAAUUUAACCCAGAGCUCAACAUUGAUGAAAAAACUUUUGAUUCUUUUUAUAUGUAUGACAACCUUGCACAUGAUGUAUAUAGUCAAAAGUACACGACGAAGGAAAAUUUCACGGCAGGUGAAAAAUUCCCACUUCACUCCCACAAGAGCAAUAAUGAAGGUUCGACCGAUUUUAAGUAUUUAGAGAUAGUUCAAAUAUAUUUUUAUCAAUGCAUAGAUGGACAAUGUAUAUACCUAGACCCAUUUAUUUUAAAUUUACUUUUUUUUGAAUGCGAUAAUGACAUGAAUAGAAUGCCAAAAUUCCUGUGCAACAAGCAAAUUACCUUUAUUGAAUCCUUCGAAUUGGAUGAAAAAACCAGAAAAAGGUAUUCUAUUUUAUUUCAUCUACCUCUAGGUGUCAAGGUUUUGUUUGUUUCCUUGGAUAUAGAUGAUAUUUUAUCGGAAAGAACCAAAGCUCAUUUUUCAAAGGAAAUAUCUGAUAGAAAGAAAAAGCACCAUUCAAUUAUGAGAAAAAAAAUCAAGGAGGAAAAAUAUUUUAAAAUGCUAGCCGAUGAAGAAAUGGAUAGAAAGGAAAAACGUUACUGGAAUUUACCCCAAAAUACAAUAAAUAUACAAAGUGAUACAAUCAAUAUAAGUUCUAACAUGUUAAGAUUAGCAAACCCCAUGGGUGAAGAAAAAUAUCUUCAUGGAGAAUUGCAUGAUACAAUGGUAAAACAAGACUACUCUGCAGCAUGCGAAGCUCAUGUAGACAAUGCAAUUACAGACAAUGCAAUUACAGACAAUGCAAUUACAAAUAAGGCAAUUACAAAUAAGGCAAUUACAAAUAAGGCAAUUACAAAUAAGGCAAUUACAAAUAAGGCAAUUACGGAUAAUGUAAAGGGGAAACUUGUCAUAGGUGAACAAAAGGGUAAGACAGAAAAGGAAGGAAACGUAAAAUGGAAAAAUGUCGGAUUGAUGAAUGCAACCAAUAAAAAUAACGAACAUACUCCUAAAAGAAGUUUUCUAGAAAUAGCAACACAAAAAUGUGAUGCUGAGAAUAUUAAAUUAGAUAUGGGGAAAAAGAAGGAGGAAGUUUUAUCCAUUGGCUCAGGCUCGGUUCAUGUUAAUUUGAUAGAUUUAAUAAAUACGAAAAGGGGUAAAAAAAAAAAAAAAAAAUAG
Messenger RNA from Plasmodium gonderi, 2388 nucleotides. RefSeq lists its product as hypothetical. The transcript is spliced from 9 exons. The record is from RefSeq and is a predicted model, not a curated record. The coding region runs from base 1 to 2388 and encodes 795 amino acids. Gene Ontology annotation, biological process: positive regulation of transcription by RNA polymerase II. NCBI's taxonomy places the organism in Eukaryota, Apicomplexa, Aconoidasida, Haemosporida, Plasmodiidae. Gene Ontology annotation, molecular function: transcription cis-regulatory region binding; metal ion binding.